Penicillium antarcticum is the source of this 912-nucleotide messenger RNA. RefSeq names its product opsin family protein. The record is from RefSeq and is a predicted model, not a curated record. Bases 1 to 912 code for a protein of 303 amino acids. Gene Ontology annotation, cellular component: endoplasmic reticulum; plasma membrane. The transcript is spliced from 5 exons. NCBI's taxonomy places the organism in Eukaryota, Fungi, Ascomycota, Eurotiomycetes, Eurotiales, Aspergillaceae.
AUGAUUUAUCCUCCUCCUCCAUUUGACGAGUUUCCGUCUGUGACGGGCCCGGCCACCACCUCUUCUGUGGCGCCCAUCCCCACUGUGAUCCCGGGAUCCGAGACCUGGCAGCAGAUUGACGAUGUGGGCAUCCGGACUCUCUGGGUUGUUACUGUGCUUAUGGGCAUCUCCUCGCUGGUGUUCUACCUCUUGGCAGCUCGGGCUCCCCUGCCAAAGCGAAUGUUCCACAUCCUAACCUCAAUCACAACAACAAUCUCUUUCAUUGUCUACCUGGCCCUAGCCACAAAUCUAGGAAGCAACUACAGCUCCAGCAAGCUGCACGAAAAGCACAAACACGUCCCGGACACAACAACCCUAGUCUUCCGCCAAAUCCUCUGGCUCCGCUACCUGAACUGGGCCCUAACAACCCCGUUGAUCUUCAUCAACUUCGCCCUCCUAUCCGGCCUGCCAGGCGCGAACCUGUUACUGGCCAUAGUUGCUGACCUGGUCAUGCUCUCCGCUGGCCUGCUCGGUUCAUACGCCAGUCACGGCCGCGAGCGCUGGGUCUGGCUUACUAUUUCUUGUAUUGCUUACCUGGUUGUCAUCCAUCAUAUUGGAUUCCAUGCCCAGAGAGCGGCGAAGUCGAAGGAUGCUCGCACAAGGCGGUUCUUCGGAGCUGUUUCUGGGUCUGCGAUUGUUGUGUUGGCUUUGUUCCCUAUUUCACUCGCAGCUGGACCUCUCGCUCUCCAGCUCAGCGUCGGUACAGAGACUAUCCUUUUUGCCAUUCUUGAUGUCUGGACUCAGGGGAUCCUUGGCUACUGGCUUCUUCUGACGCAUGAUAGUUCUCCUGGAAUUAACCUGUACAUGGAUGGCUUCUGGUCCCAUGGCAUUGGCAACGAAGGUGCCAUUCGUAUUGAGGAAGAGGGUGCUUAA